Molecule: messenger RNA, 546 nt
Organism: Gracilinanus agilis (Agile Gracile Mouse Opossum)
Lineage: Eukaryota; Metazoa; Chordata; Mammalia; Didelphimorphia; Didelphidae
Gene: VIP
Product: vasoactive intestinal peptide
Exons: 5
Coding region: 1-546 (181 amino acids)
Biological process (GO): phospholipase C-activating G protein-coupled receptor signaling pathway; regulation of protein localization; positive regulation of endothelial cell proliferation
Cellular component (GO): perikaryon; extracellular region; neuron projection
Molecular function (GO): peptide hormone receptor binding; neuropeptide hormone activity
Source: RefSeq, a predicted model, not a curated record
AUGGAAGCCAGAAGUAGCCCCCAGCUCCUGGUGUCACUGAUGUUUCUUAGUGUCCUCUGCUCACAAACACUGGCAUUACCUUUUGGAACCUAUUCUAUCAUGAGCAGGUUGGGCAAUGGUUUACUGUUUGAUGGCCCUAAUGAACCUGAUCAAAAUUUAGGCUUCUUAAGGGUGGAAAAUGAUAAUCUGGAAAGUUCAUUACCUGAAAAUGACUUGUCUUUUUUUGAUGCAUCUAGACCCAUGAACAGAAACAGCAGACAUGCUGAUGGACUUUUCACCAGUGACUAUAGCAAACUCUUGAGUCAACUUUCUGCCAAAAAAUACCUUGAGUCUAUUAUUGGCAAAAGAGUUAGCGAUAACCUUGAAAAAGGAAAUAGUCUACUUAAGCGCCACUCUGAUGCAGUCUUCACUGACGGUUACACCCGUCUCCUAAAGCAGAUGGCAAUGAGGAAAUAUCUAGAUUCAAUUUUGAAUGGAAAGAGAAGUGAUGAAGAUUUGCUCAAAUCUGAAAAUGCAGAAGUGAAUGAUCCUAACUCACUUGCCUGA